ACAGGCUCACCAAUGUACACUACCCAGUAGCCUUGGCUAAUUAAUUCGAAACGUUUACAUCCAGUGACUUAAUUUCGCUAUCCAUUUACAACUCAUCAAAAUUAAGAGUAGGUGACAUGCGAAUACUUAACAGGAUUCUUAAAGAGUUCGCAGCGCAGAGGUUCGCCACAUGUUCGAACCUGGUACGUUUAACGAGUAAAAGCGGAGCGAGUGUGUGAAGACACUCUUUGAUCGUGAAAACUUGGUCCGGUGAAAGAUCUUCUCAGUUUUUCAAGCCAAGAUGAUGAUGACGGACUAUAGAAGCUGCAGGUACGAUCAUAACACAGGACUGUACUAUCCGAGUAACCAGGCUGGUGUAGACUCAACAAACCCCAGACAAAUUAUGGAUAUCUCUCAUUCUUAUCCUUCCCCAAGAAAUACAGAUUUCUACAGCGGGAUACCCGGAAACGGGUCUGCGAACCCGGCGUACAGGCAUUACGGCAGACAUGUACAGCAAAUGUACGGUUAUCAUCAACCAGUGUCAAACCAGCAGUCGUUUUAUAGUUAUCAGAACCCCGAUUAUCGGCAGAGAAACAUUUCCACGGGUUUGUACAUGAAGGGAAAGGUGGCGUCAUUGCGACAGGGCAGCUGUUCCCCUCCUGACGAAGAGAAGACAGAGAGGCAGGGGUGCUGCUCAUCUCCACCUGAUAAACACCGUCAGACAGACUAUAGGGACAAGACCCAGUCCUCCUCCGACGAAUCGCCAUCUUGCCAAAGUGUCAGAUCACCGAAAGAAGACGUUCUAAGCCCGGACAACUUAGACUACGAAGAUGACUUUAAAGACGAAGACAACGAAGAGGACGGGGACCCUGGUGACCACACACCUCACGUGUUUGCUCCGGGGUAUCACGGACCCUCACGGAGGUGUCUCUUGUGGGCAUGUAAAGCAUGUAAGAAAAAGACUGUGACAAUUGACAGGCGAAAGGCAGCUACAAUGCGCGAAAGACGACGUCUGAGGAAAGUUAACGAAGCGUUCGAAACUCUCAAACGAAGAACUUGUCCUAAUCCAAAUCAACGCCUCCCUAAAGUAGAAAUUCUCCGAAAUGCAAUCGACUAUAUUGAAAGUUUGGAAGAUCUUCUUCACGGAAAUCGGCUUGGAAGAGGCGAAGAAAAUCAUGACACAGGUUCUAAUAGCAGUGGUUCCGAUUAUAUGACGGUGAACAGUCCGCACUAUUACACAGAAAAACUCCACCAUGUUGGUGAUCCGAAUGGUUUGAAUCAAUCCACAGGUUACGAUCAGAUGUCGACGGGCGUGUCUAGUUUGGACUGCCUCUCUCUCAUCGUGGAAAGUAUCAGUCCGUCAAGCACCAGUGCCAUGUUGAACAGCUUAUCCGUUACCGAAAGACCGCUGUAACAGGCACGGUGGAAAAAAACUGUUCUUAUGAACCUGAUCGCUUACAAACAUCAUGAACUAUUGUUAUAGUCAAUGUCAUCGUUAUCUCGGUCCAUCCGGUGUGACGUAGCUUCUUUCAUGUCAUUUGUCAUGAAGGACCAGAUUACAGAAGCCACUCAGUUUGCAAUAUUAUUUAUUGUGUGCAAUGAUAUUUCAUCAAACGAUUUAUAUGUUGAUAUAAGCCAAUCUAGUCACAGGGUGUUACUGGUUUAUAAUGACUGUAUAUGUAUGCUGGGUGCGAAGCAGAGGAGGAAAAGACACGGCCGACAAACAUCUGACAAAAUUGGCUCUCGCUAGAAUAUACCUGUUGGUCGACUCUCAUGAAGUACAAGUUUCAGCAAGAGAUUCAACAAGGACUUUGUUGUGUCUUUGUUUCUUUGAAACUGUGUCCAUAUAGUGUCAACGUGCUGUAGAAAUCGGAAAAUGUUUUGUGACUUUAGCUGGGCAGCGUGUAUAGAUACAAAUGUGAGAGAGUGAGAAAAUGAGUUUGGUGAAGACUGUGCAGAAAAAAAGUCUUGAAACUAACACGUGUUUGACUGAUUUACGUUUGCAUAUGUUUUUUUUUUUAUUAUCUUACUUGAGAUUUACAAGCGCUAGACAUUACUGACAGCGUCGAUAAGUACUGUAGUAUUGCGUUCACACUGUUUGCAUUAAAUGUAUAUACAUGUACCGUGGCACAGAAUCAAAGUAACUCUGCAGCAGUUGACCAUUGCCCAAGUCAUUUUGUCCUGUCUUUUUCAGCCUUUGUUAUGACCCACAUUUACAACAUCUGACGCCUUCCUAUUUUUUUUGUCUGUCAAUGUCUUGUAGCGCAAGGUAUUUAUAAAUUAUUUCACUGAAAACCUU
This is a messenger RNA of Liolophura sinensis, 2278 nucleotides long. RefSeq names its product myogenic factor 5-like. Bases 281 to 1393 code for a protein of 370 amino acids. The record is from RefSeq and is a predicted model, not a curated record. Gene Ontology annotation, biological process: positive regulation of myoblast differentiation; muscle organ development; regulation of transcription by RNA polymerase II. The transcript has 3 exons. Gene Ontology annotation, molecular function: protein dimerization activity; RNA polymerase II cis-regulatory region sequence-specific DNA binding; DNA-binding transcription factor activity, RNA polymerase II-specific. NCBI's taxonomy places the organism in Eukaryota, Metazoa, Mollusca, Polyplacophora, Chitonida, Chitonidae.